AUGCAUUUCCAAGACGCAAUGAAACGUACCCCAUGGCAUCAAAGCGUAAUGCACGGCGAGGCAAUCUUGCAUCCAAUCUAGAGACUCGGCUCCAGUAGCCUGUGUGGUCUCUGGAGGGGUGAGACAUGCUUCCUCCUCGCGCAGCCUCUCGCCGCUCUCCAUCCAUGGCGCAUCUCCAGCUCUGAAUCCACUUCGGCUCCGGACACACCGGCGGCAGCGCUCGAUCCACACACACAUAAACACAUUUACACACACACACACACACACACCCAGUUUCUCAAAUGCAGAGCAGAGGACUGGACCGGCCGAAGAAAUCUCACCGAGUGCGUUGAUGCGUGAAGGAUGUAGAGCCAGAGGAGGGGACAGGAUGGAGUGCUCCUGGAAGACGGUGCUGCUGCUGGUGUGUGCAUCUCUUGGGGUCCAGUACACGGCUAUCCGGACCCUGAGGGACUCUCUGUCUGGGCCCUGUCAGGGAACCUACCGCUGCCAGACCAGACACCACAGAGACUCCAGGUGGAGAGCCCUGUGCGAUGACAGUUGGAUGCCCGUCGAUUCGCCUCGAAAGCACAUUUUGCUGUUUGCCACAACACGCAGCGGCUCCUCCUUCACCGGGCAGCUCCUAAACCAGCACCCAGGGAUCUUCUACGUGUUUGAACCCCUCUACCACGUCCAGCAGGCCUUCACCAACUCCAGCAGCAGGCUACGUCGCACCCUGGACCGCCGGGCUCUACUGGGAGCAUACAGGGACCUCCUCCUCAACUUGUACACCUGUGACCUUCACUUCAUGGAGAAUUACAUCCGUCCGGAGCCCCAGGACCACAUCACAAGUUCCUUUUUUCGCCGAAGCUCCAGCCACGCCCUCUGUUCCCCUCCCGUGUGUUCAGAAGGAGGGGAUGUGGCGGCAUCCGAUCCGCCUGAUGAAUCAUGGUGUCCUAAGAAGUGUGGAGCCCUGAACCUCACCUUAGCCUCGAUGUCAUGUCUCUCAAGGGAACACGUAGCUAUUAAGACCGUGCGGGUCCCUGAGGUGGGGGACCUGCGCACCCUGACAGAAGAUCCACGUCUGGACCUGAAGAUCAUCCACCUGGUGAGAGACCCCAGAGCUAUCCUCGCCUCACGCAUGAUGGCGUUUUCAGAUCAGUUCCGUGCUUGGAAAAUAUGGAACGCGACAGGACGACAGCCUCGAUACGUGGACCUGACGCAGAUCACCAGCACCUGCAAGGACAUGGCGGCUUCUGCGGAAACAGGCCUGCAAAGGCCGGCGUGGCUUCGGGGACGCUACCUGCUGGUGCGAUAUGAGGACCUGGCAUUCAACCCAAAGGACAAGGCUGCUGAGAUGUACAGGUUCGUGGGGCUUGAGAUGGAGGACAGAGUGCGGACAUGGAUUGCAAAGAACACCAACAGUAAUGUGUCGUCUCCGUCAGAGUGGAGUUACAGGUACUCUACCACCAGAGACUCCAGAGCGACGGCAGAGAGCUGGAGGCUUCGUCUGGGCUUCGACAUCGUGAGGACUGUGCAGAAUCUGUGCAAUGACACCCUGGCUCUGCUCGGAUACAAGCAGGUUCACUCUGCAGCUGAACUCAGAAACCUGUCUCACAGUUUAGUGGAACACAGGACCUUUCAGGCAGUGACCUGA
This is a messenger RNA of Plectropomus leopardus (leopard coralgrouper), 1633 nucleotides long. Its product is annotated as carbohydrate sulfotransferase 1. Gene Ontology annotation, cellular component: Golgi membrane. The record is from RefSeq and is a predicted model, not a curated record. Gene Ontology annotation, molecular function: N-acetylglucosamine 6-O-sulfotransferase activity. Gene Ontology annotation, biological process: sulfur compound metabolic process; N-acetylglucosamine metabolic process; carbohydrate metabolic process. Lineage: Eukaryota; Metazoa; Chordata; Actinopteri; Perciformes; Serranidae.